Messenger RNA from Mirounga angustirostris (Northern elephant seal), 2062 nucleotides. RefSeq names its product IQ motif containing J (gene IQCJ). NCBI's taxonomy places the organism in Eukaryota, Metazoa, Chordata, Mammalia, Carnivora, Phocidae. The coding region runs from base 560 to 1249 and encodes 229 amino acids. The transcript is spliced from 9 exons. The record is from RefSeq and is a predicted model, not a curated record.
GUACAGUCCAUGUCGCUAUUUAUUACUCAUCAAAAUAUAUGAGAUCUCUGUUACGAAAUGUUCUGUCUCCAAAAACAUAUUUCUUCUCUUUUAGAAAAAUAUCUUUGGCUGGAUCCCUGGUACUUUAAUUAAAAUCCUGGUUGCUCUUUAAAAAAAUGUUAUUGCAUUUCAGACAGCUUGGAUAUAAAACAAAAUGGAACAAAUAAUCCUAAAAUUUGUAUGGAACCAGAAAAGACCCUGAAUAGCCAGAGGAUGUUGAAAAAGAAAAGCAAAGCUGGUGGCAUCACAAUUCUGGACUUCAAGCUCUAUUACAAAGCUGUAAUCAUUAAGACAGUAUGGUAUUGGCACAAAAUACAUGAAAGGAACAGAAUAGAGCCCAGAAACGGACCCUCAAAUCUAUGGUCAACUAAUCUUCGACAAUGCUCAAAAAAACUUAUGGAAUGGGUAUGGAGGCACAUGGCAUACUAGAUUUUAUUUAUUUGAGAGCGAGAAUGAGAGACAGCAUGAGAGGGAGGAGGGUCAGAGGGAGAAGCAGACUCCCUGCCGAGCAGGGAGCCCGAUGCGGGACUCGAUCCCGGGACUCCAGGAUCACGACCUGAGCCGGAGGCAGUCGCUUAACCAACUGAGCCACCCAGGCGCCCCAAACAAGCCUUUUAACAUUUUAUCUGGACCAAACAGUAGUGGUUUUACACAAGAAACGAGAACUCUUCACACCAAGCUCUGUGAUUCUGAGGAAAACCGUGUGCCAGCAUCCGAUUCACAGUCUCCUUUUACCUGCAGGUGUUCCAGAAACUUCAAAAUGCGUCUGGAAGAAAUGAAAAGAUUGCAGAAUCCUUUAGAACAAGUUAAUGAUGGAAAAUAUUUACUUGAAAAUCACCAGAUGGCCAUGGAUAUGGAGAAUAAUAUUGAAAAAUAUCACCUCAAUCUACAGCCCCUGGAAUCAAAGGUGAAAAUCAUUCAGAGAGCGUGGCGUGAGUACCUGCAGAGGCAGGACCCCCUGGAGAAGAGGAGCCCAUCCCCACCCUCUGUGUCCUCGGAGAAGCUGAGCAGUUCUGUCAGCAUGAACACCUUCUCAGACAGCAGCACACCCGGUAGCUCUUCAGCACCAUGGAGAGGUCUGGGCAAUGUGGGACGACGAUGUGGGACUGUGACCAGAGCAAGCAAUCUGAAAGUGUUGAAUUGUGUCCCCCCUGAAGAUGUUGAAGUUCUAACCCCCAGUACCUGUGAAUGUGAAGUUAUUUGGAAAUAAGGUCUUUGCAGAGGAUCCAGUUCAGAUGAGUUUAUUAGGGCAAGUCUAAUCCAAUAUGACUGAUGUCCUUAUAAAAAGGGGAGAUUUGGACUCAGAAGAAAACACAACAGGGAGAACUCCAUGUGAAGAUGAAGUCAGAGAUCAGGGUGCAUCUACAAGCCAAAGGAAUGCUAUGGGUUGCUAGCAAACCACCGGAAGCUGGGAGAGAGACAUGGAAUAUAUCCUCCCUCACAGCCUCAGAAAGAACCCACCCUCCUGACACUUUGACCUCAGAUUUCCAGUCUCCAGAAUGGGGAGACAAUAAAUUUGUAUUGUUUAAGCAACUCACUCUGCAGUAUUUUGUUGUGGACACCUUAGGAAACUAAAACACCUAUCUUCUCAUUAUCUCAAAUUCUACUUAAAUUUUUAAAAAGUUAUACAAGUAAUAUAUUCUCCUUAUAAAAACCUCACAUUUAUUGAAAGCUUUCUUUAUGUACCAGACACUAAGUGCUUUAAAUGUUAUUAUAUCAUUUAGCCCUUAUAUCAGCCCUAUUAUCAUCUUCAUGUUACAGAUAAAAACACUGAGGUACAGAGUAAUUUGCCUGUGGUCACAUGGCUGUUAUAUGAGCUGGGAUUCAAAACCACAUGGGGUGGCUCUGGAGGUUGAGUGCUCAAACACCAUGGUAUAGCCCCUUUGAUUACCACGUGGUGCCUUUCCCAAACCCCUGAAAGUAACUGCCAUUAGCUUUUGUCUGUAACGUGCUCCAUUUACUGUAUGUAUGUGUACAUGCACAUGUGUAUAUGUGUGUCUCUAUUAAAAAGUAUGCAGCCUUA